Molecule: messenger RNA, 3120 nt
Organism: Chaetomium strumarium
Lineage: Eukaryota; Fungi; Ascomycota; Sordariomycetes; Sordariales; Chaetomiaceae
Product: ubiquitin carboxyl-terminal hydrolase-domain-containing protein
Exons: 5
Coding region: 178-2688 (836 amino acids)
Biological process (GO): protein deubiquitination
Cellular component (GO): nucleus; cytosol
Molecular function (GO): cysteine-type deubiquitinase activity
Source: RefSeq, a predicted model, not a curated record
CCCGUCCGACUGCCCGUUCUUCGUCAGAUCGAUCAUCAUCCUUCGCCGCGCUGUAUUGCUUGGAUCUCCGUGUUGUGGUCGCGUCGCGUUGCUAGACCGUGGAUCAUGUCAUAAUAUUCUUUGCCGAGACUUCGACCCUUGUCUCAACCGCCAAUCUGCGACACCGCCCUCGAAGCAAUGGAGAUGGUUAGGACGGCUGGUUCGCUCAUGGUUCCCAAGAAGUUUCGAAGCGUGCGGGACAAAAAUGGCAGUCAUCAUCGCAAUAGAUCGUCGGAGUCUAGCGGCAGGGCUCGACCCCUAACCGCCGACUCGUGGCUUUCGAUAUUCAAAACCGACAGCACGAAGCAGGCUCCGAAGGAAAAGGAAGAAGAUAAAGAACCGGCAAAGCUCGAAAUCAUAGCGAAGCGCCUCGAAGAGCUCAACUACCUCGAGAUCCCCGGCGACAUCAUGCGCUUGGCGCUCCGUUCCAAGUUUGCCUCGGGCGAUGUCGAGAAAACCAUUGAGCUCUUGCAACUUCAGCAGCAGGCAUUCUCGGGGAUAAUACUGCCCUAUAAUCCGGACGUUGAGAUGCUCGGCGCUGAGAAUAGGGGGAAUACCACCUGUUAUCUCGACUCAUUGCUGUUUGCUAUGUUCGCCCAUCUCAAGGCUUUCGAGUGCAUGCUGCAGAAUGACUUGGAGAACGGGCCUCAGAGGAAACUGGCCGCUUUGCUUCGACUAUGGGUUAACAUGCUCAGAAGUGGGAAGCUGAUCCACACAGACAUGAUGGAGCAGAUACAACAGGCCUUAGCAGAGUGCGGCUGGAAAGAUGCUGCGCUCCUUGAGCAACAGGACACUUCUGAAGCCUUCGCCUUCAUCGCUGAUGCACUGCAACUGCCUCUCCUUGCUUUGCAAGUGGACCUUUUCCACCAUGGGAAAGGAGAUGCAGAUGACCAUAAAGUUGUUCACGAGAGGUGUCUCAACCUGGCCGUACCCCCCGAUCCUGAUGGAAAAGGGAUCAAGCUUGAAGACUGCUUGGAGGAUUACUUCAACAACAAGGUGGACGUGCUUCGGGAUAGUGUGGCGGAGGAGAAACCUGCCGGCAAGUCGGCCUUGAGCUCUGGGAGCACGAUACGGGUAGUCCCCGCCGACGGCGAUGGAACGCCACGGGAAGAGAAUGAGGAUACGCAGCUGCGACGGAGGUGGACGACGCCUAGCGGCCCUGUGCAAUCUCCGGUAAUGAUAUCCUGCCGUCAUCCGACAGAUUUGGAUGCACCGUCGGGUUCCCGUACGAGGUCAACCAGCAUCAUACAGCGAUUCGUGCUGAAAGGCGAAGGGGGUUCAGCAGCACAUUCCGCGGACCCGGAAACGAGAAGCCUACUGGAACGAGCUAAGCGUACUGGCUCGUCGGUGGUCAAGGCUGUCACCAUUCCAGCUUGGCAGUUCUACCGGUUGAUACCGUGGAUUGCUACCUCUGAAAGCGCGCCGAACAGCAAUGUGGAGCUCGCCCGACAUUUCGAUCAACGCCCCAUCGUGGCGAUCUGCUUGAAGAGAUAUACCAUGUCACCACAGGGCAUCCCCAUGCGGCAGAACACCCUCAUCGAUAUUCCCGACAGCCUACGUCUCCCGCAUUUCAUGGUUGUCGACGACCACGACCCGAAGGCAGAGGAGCAAGAUUCGAACGGUCUUCGUCAAGGAUAUAGGUUGGUUCUGCAGUCGGUUAUCUGUCACCGGGGCGACUCGCUUCACAGCGGGCAUUACGUUGCCUAUGCUAGGGUCGCGCCCAAGCUCCUGACGGACAAUCGGAGAUACGACCAUGACCCGCCUCCUGAUUAUGAGGAGCCGCAAUGGGUGAGAUUCGAUGAUCUGGCGAUUGAGAAGCGUGUCGAAACCGUGGACGAUAUCCAGCAGUGCCUUCGGCGACAAGAGGAGAUGCCGUACGUGCUGAUCUAUCAAAUUGUCCCCAUGGUGGACGUCACAACGGCAUCGAGCGAGCAAUCUGUGACGCGGCCUCCGUCAUACAUCGAAUCCGCACGGAACGUUCCGGGAACACCAAGCGUUGAAGCGGCGUCUGAGCGUACUGGCGGGAUCACAAAGUCGGUCAGCGGUUAUUUCGAUUCUGGAACGACUCUCGUCCGAGACGGACAGCAUCUUCGGCCUAGCACCGAGGUUGAACGGCCUUCGCGAUUGAGCUUCGAGGAGGGCCCAUCCUUUCUCUCCCGACCCGCGAGCAUCGCGUUCUCCGAACCUCUCGCCGCCCCCAGCCUGCCUGCCAGCCCCGUUGCCGUCUCGCCAGCCGUAACCCCACAAGAGGAGACUACGGCGACGAGACUAUCACGAGCGGCGGCCGUGUUCAAGGCGGGCGCAAGCAGGUCCCGUCCCACAAGCCAAGCUGGUGAGGGCAGGAUUAGUUUGACUAUGUCCCGGUUCGGGUUUGGGCGGCAGACUAGGGAUAACGCUAAUGGCGCCAACGGUGUCACUGACUCUGACGUGUCGGCUGACGACCAAACCGCGCUUGUGGAUGGCGAGGACGCUAGCGGAAAACAGAAGGAGAAGGAGCAUCACACGCCGCGCCAUCGCCACCGCCAAAAGAAAGACCGCUCCAAGUCCAAGAGCCGCGAUAGAGAGCCGAAGAGGAAGGGGAAGGGCAAGGACUUGGGGAAGGAGUCUGACAAGGAAGGUGGCGCCGAUCGCGAGUGCGUUGUCAUGUGAAGAAACUGCGAGAGCUUCUGCACGAUUGAUUUAGCCAGCGUUGGGGCAAAGCCGGGUGCGGUAUGUCUUCUAGGUUUGCAUUGGCUUGGUGCUUAGAUCUACUUAGCAACUGGCUGGUCGUGGGGCAUUUCAUUCAAUCAGCGUUUGGCACACGGCGUUUUGGUGUUUCCCCGGGGAAAGGAUAGCAUAGGGGCGCAUAGUGGAGCAUCAGCGAUACCAAACCCAGAAACAGAUGGAGGAGAGCUUAAGCGACAGCUGGAAUGUCGGGAGCAUCAAGUAAAGGGGGAAGUUAACAAAAUGUACUAUAUAUGAAUAUGCAGAGCUCCUGUACCGAACAGGCAGAGUCAUCCCAGGUUAUGUACGUGUAUGUACCAUACGUACAAUACAUGAGUACAGCUGGAUAACGGCCAAACUGUACCAUGGUAUUUAGCA